Molecule: messenger RNA, 124 nt
Organism: Ambispora leptoticha
Lineage: Eukaryota; Fungi; Glomeromycota; Glomeromycetes; Archaeosporales; Ambisporaceae
Source: the annotation of a GenBank genome assembly
AUGGGUAGAGAAGGAAUCAAAAAUUAUUAUCAGACCAAGAUCGAGGAGGCAGAAUUAAUAAUAAAUGAGAAAACGCAAAAUUUGAGACGUCUGGAAGCCCAAAGAAAUGCUUUGAAUGCAAAAG